This is a messenger RNA of Electrophorus electricus (electric eel), 1378 nucleotides long. Its product is annotated as gastricsin. Gene Ontology annotation, biological process: proteolysis. Gene Ontology annotation, molecular function: aspartic-type endopeptidase activity. The record is from RefSeq and is a predicted model, not a curated record. Lineage: Eukaryota; Metazoa; Chordata; Actinopteri; Gymnotiformes; Gymnotidae.
GUAAAUGUGAGCUCUGACCACUGGACCAAAGAACCAGCUCCUUGACACAGUAGCCAGAGAACCCAUUUAACCUCGCCAAGUGAUGGUCUCCGUUACCGAUGUAUACUUUAUGCAACUACAAAGGCAGAGGCUUUGAAGAAUCAUGAUGAAAGGUUUGAUCAUCCUUGUGGCAUGUCUCGUCCUCUCCGAGGCAGUCAUCAAGGUUCCCCUGAAAAGGUUCAAGUCCAUCAGAGAGACACUGAGGGAGAAGGGAAUCCAUCUACCCUACAGUGAUCCAGCCCUCAAAUAUCAACCUCCUGAGGUCCUGGCCACUUCCACCAUUGAGCCCAUGACCAACUAUGCUGAUUCAUCCUACUACGGCGUGAUCAGUAUCGGCACUCCUCCCCAGUCCUUCCAAGUUCUCUUUGACACAGGUUCUUCCAAUCUGUGGGUUGACUCCAUCUACUGCAACACCCAGGCAUGCACCACCCACACCCAGUUCAACCCCAGGCAGUCGACCACUUACCAGUACACCUCCCAAACCUUCUACCUGCCCUACGGAGCCGGAUCUCUCGAUGGCGUUUUUGGUUACGACACAGUCACCCUGUCUGGAAUCACCAUCACUGAUCAGGAGAUUGGACUGAGCACCAGCGAGCCAGGCCAGAAUUUUGUGGUUGCCCAGUUUGAUGGAAUCCUUGGUCUGGCCUACCCCUCUCUUGCUGUUGGCAAUCAAAUUCCUCUCGUAGACAACAUGAUGCAAAAGGACCUCCUCAAUCAAAACUUGUUUGCUGUCUAUCUCAGCCCGAAUGGUGAGUCUGGCAGUGAGGUGGCUUUCGGUGGUGUGGACCAAAACAUGUAUCAGGGUUCGCUCUACUGGACACCUGUGACCAGUGAGACCUACUGGCAGAUUGGCAUUCAAGGGUUUCAGGUAGGAGGACAGGAGACUGGCUGGUGUUCUCGGUAUGGUGGCUGCCAAGCCAUUGUAGACACUGGUACAUCUUCACUGACUGUUCCUCAGUCAUACCUGGCUUACCUAAUGCAAUCUCUUGGAGCACAGCAGAACAGCUAUGGAGAGUAUGUUGUGGACUGUAGCCAGGCAAACAGUCUCCCUUCUCUGACCUUCACCAUAAAUGGAGUGAACUUCCCUCUACCUCCCUCUGCCUACAUCCAAGAAACUCAGAGUGGCUACUGCACUGUGAACAUCUACCCCACCUACCUGCCCGCUCAAAACAACCAGCCCCUUUAUUUUGGAGAUGUGUUUCUCAGGGUGUACUACUCUGUGUACGACCGUGCAAACAACCAAAUGGGCUUUGCCUCUGCUGUCUGAACACCACGGCUUACACAGCACUCCCAACAGCACAAAAUCUCAUCUGAUUUCACCUCCACCUCUAAACCACUG